Molecule: messenger RNA, 3072 nt
Organism: Chelmon rostratus (copperband butterflyfish)
Lineage: Eukaryota; Metazoa; Chordata; Actinopteri; Chaetodontiformes; Chaetodontidae
Gene: prpf39
Product: PRP39 pre-mRNA processing factor 39 homolog (yeast)
Exons: 15
Coding region: 121-2496 (791 amino acids)
Biological process (GO): RNA processing; mRNA 5'-splice site recognition
Cellular component (GO): U1 snRNP; commitment complex; U2-type prespliceosome
Molecular function (GO): protein binding
Source: RefSeq, a predicted model, not a curated record
UGCGCACAUCCUAUCUCGGUUCUUCCCCAAGAAUGGUGGGCGAAACGCGCCUCGCUGUUGUAGGUUAGAUCGAGUGACUUCGAAAGCUACUCACAAGUUCUCAAGGUUGACCAACAUUUCAUGGAAGAUACUGGCCUACAACUGUCAGACGACACCAUUACUGGAAUGCUGGACACUGAGUCCCCUGCCAUGGAGAGCAAUGGGGAUGCCUUUCUUCCUGACCUUCCUGUUCUAGGCCAAGCUGGUGACUGGUCCACGGACCAGAUUGCUCCAGGUCCACUCACCAACAUUUUGCCUGAGGACUCAGAUGCAUCCCAGGAUGCUCUGGUCCAGCAGCAGCACCAGCAGAUGAAUUCCACAGAGCUGGGAUCUGUGGAGAAGGCUGUGGAGCAGUUUCAGCUUGCCAGUGCUCAGCUCUUUCAAGAGGAGCAGCCACCACCUCCACCACAGCCCACAGAAGAGGCAGAACAGCCACCAGAACACAAAACAGAGCCUGGGGAGUCUCCACAAGACGGCCAGGGAAUGAAUGUAGAGUCAGAGGCUGCUGCACAGCAUGAGGGUCAAGAGGAGACUACGGCACCGCAGGUGACAGAGGAUGGCAUGGAGCUGGAAGAACCGUCCAAAGAGACAACAGAAGAAUCCACUGUUCCUGCAGAACCACAGCUGCCCAGUGAGUUUGAAAAACUCUUUAAAGGGUGCGAGGAGAACCCAGAUGACUUCAAUGGUUGGGUCUACCUGCUGCAGUAUGUGGAGCAAGAGAAUGUCCUUACAGCUGUGAGACAGUCAUUUGAUGUUUUCUUCCUACGUUAUCCUUACUGCUAUGGCUACUGGAAGAAGUAUGCUGAUAUUGAGAAAAAGCACGACAAUAUACAGGUUGCAGAAGAGGUGUACAGAAGAGGCUUGCAGGCUAUCCCUCUCAGUGUGGACUUGUGGCUGCAUUACCUGACCUACAUUAAAGAGAACUCAGAUCCGAGUGACCCAGAGACUGAGGGACGCAUCCGAGCUGCGUACAACCAUGCAGUGCUUGCGGCUGGCACAGACUUUCGCUCUGACCGUUUGUGGGAGUCCUUCAUCAACUGGGAGACAGAACAGCAGAAGCUGGCUAACGUCACCGCCAUCUAUGACCGCAUCUUGGGCAUCCCAACCCAGCUGUAUUCCCAGCACUUCCAGAGGUUCAAAGAUCAUGUGCAGAACAACAACCCCAAACACUUCUUGUCAGAGGAGGAGUUUGUUCAGCUGAGGCUCGAGCUCUCGAAAGCCAGCCUCCUGGCAAUGGUUUGCGAAGAUGAAGAGAAGCCUGUUGCGCAGGAGGAGCUACCACCUGGGACAGAGGAUCUUUCGGAUCCCGCUAAGAGGGUGACAGAGAUCGAAAAUAUGCGGCACAAGGUGAUCGAGGUUCGACAGGAAGUGUUCAACCAUAACGAACAUGAAGUCAGUAAGCGUUGGGCCUUCGAAGAAGGGAUUAAGAGACCAUACUUCCAUGUCAAAGCCUUAGAGAAGACCCAGCUGAACAACUGGAAGGAGUACCUGGACUUUGAAAUUGAAAAUGGGACCCCGGAGCGUGUGGUCGUUCUUUUUGAGCGAUGCCUCAUCGCUUGCGCUCUCUACGAAGAGUUCUGGACCAAGUAUGCAAAAUAUCUAGAGGGCUACAGCACUGACGGUGUCAGACAUGUCUACAAGAAGGCUUGUACCAUCCAUCUGCCCAAGAAACCAGCCAUCCACCUGCUGUGGGCAGCCUUUGAGGAACAACAAGGCAACGUCGAAGAGGCUCGUGGCAUCCUGAAGUCCCUAGAGGCGGCAGUCUUGGGUCUGGCCAUGGUGCGCCUUCGGAGGGUCAGUCUUGAGCGUCGGCAUGGUAACAUGGAGGAAGCAGAGGCCCUGUUAAGGGAGGCCAUGGAGUCUGCGAAGAAUGAUACUGAGGCGUCAUUCUAUGCUGUGAAGCUGGCCAGGCAGCAGAUGAAGGUGCAGAGAAGUCUGAGCAAGGCCAGGAAGGUGCUGCUGGAUGCUCUCGAAAAGGAUCAGAUGAAUCCGAAACUCUAUCUAAACUUGCUUGAGCUGGAAUACAGUGGAGACGUGAUGCAGAAUGAGGCUGAGAUCUUGGCUUGUUUCGACCGAGCCCUCCAGAGCCCGAUGCCCCUUGAAUCCCGCCUCCUCUUCUGCCAGCGCAAAGUCGAGUUCCUCGAGGACUUUGGCAGUGACAUCAAUGUGCUUGUGGCUGCAUAUGAGGAACAUCAGAAACUACAGAAAGAAAGCGAACCCACAAAGAGGAAGGCAGAGAACGGGUAUGACAGCUCUCAAGAACCCGACGCCAAGAGACAACGUGUGGAUGACAGUUCCUCCGGUGCAGCAAACGCACUGACAGACGCGCAGGCCAACAACUCUGCAUACAACUACAACUGGUACCAGCAACAAUACAGCGGAUGGGGACAAAACUCCUGGGGGCAGUACAAUCAAUAUGCCCAGUAUAACCAGUACUACCCUCCUCCUCCAACAUGAUGUACAAAAUCCUGACAUGAAGAUGGAGACUCAGAGGAAAGCAUCCUUUCUGACCUGCCUCGAUCCCUGAAUAGGGCUAUUCAACAGGGUGUCAUGGAGAUUUCAAUUCAACCACAAAUGCUGAUUUGUUCCUUGUUUCUGGUUUUAAGUGUGCUAAUCACCUAGAUUACACUUUGUAGGCAUUUUUUGGAAUAUACUACACUUGGCCCUCCAUGGCAGUCAUGUUGAUUAGUCAUGUUCUUUAAAAACAAAAAAAGCAUUAAUUGCUACAUUCAUCUCCAACACUGGCUAAUUCUUUUAGGAGGGUUCUUUAAUGCAUGUUAUUUGUGAAGGCAGAUUUUUUUCCGUGUGAUAAAGGCUUAUUAAUUUUUAGAUCGGAUGACUUAGUUUGGUCUCUUUCUUUGUGUUGAAGAUUUAAUCUUAUAAAGGAGGCAUUCAUUGAUGUACCUCAAAGUUGUGUUUCUUCUUCCCAAACUGAAAGAUUUUUAAUAUUUCAUGCUUAUGUUUCCAUAAUGAAAAUGAAGAGUUCCUCCUUUUUUAUUUUGACUUGAUUUCAUAAUAAAGAGAUUGAUAUCC